AUGGCUCAUAUCAACAACAAUGCCAAUGGAGACAAGUUGUUCACAUUGAAGGAUGAACCCUUGGAGAACUUGCGGCGUCUCAAGGUCAGGGUGAUUGGAGCAGGAUACUCGGGAAUUUUAGCUGCCAUCAGGAUUCCAGAGCGUCUGAGGAAUAUAGACCUGACUGUGUACGAGAAAAACGAGGCUGUGGGUGGAGUAUGGUGGUUGAACAAAUACCCAGGGUUGGCCUGUGAUAUCCCUUCUCAUUCUUACCAGUAUACAUUUGCUCCGAAUCCUCAUUGGUCUUCUCUCUAUGCCCCUGGCCCAGAAAUCCAGAGAUAUCUGCAGAAUGUGGCAGACAAAUUUGGGGCCACGAGAUUCAUCAAGACGCAGCACAAGCUCCUGCGAAGCGUCUGGAACCCGGAGCGUAGGAAGUGGAUGAUCAGGGUUCAGAGGACCGCCUCGGGUGAGAUCUUUGAAGAAGAUGACGUGGAUGUGCUUAUAACUGCCAGGGGAAUGCUCAAUGAUCCAUCGUGGCCCAAUGUGCCUGGUUUGGACAAAUUCCAAGGAAAACUUCUUCACUCAGGAGAAUGGGAUGAUGGAUACGAUUUUCGACACAAACGCGUGGGCGUUGUUGGAAAUGGUUCGAGUUCCAUCCAGAUUGUCCCCAGCCUGCAACCUCUCGAGGGUAUCAAGAUGACAGUCUUCAUGCGCUCGCCGACGUGGAUUUCCGGCGCUUUCGGUGAUGCCGCAAUGAAGGCACUCGGCUUGGAUCCAGGUGACAUCGAGUUCACCCCAGAGCAGCGGGAGGCCCUCGCUCGUGACCCCCAGGAAUAUCUCAGGAUGAGGAAGGUAAUUGAGGAUGGCGGAAACCUUAUCCACGACUCGACCAUCCGAGGGACCGAGAUGCAGAAGCAGUUUGUCAGCGACUUCACAUUGUCGAUGAAACAACGACUGGCCAAGCGGCCUGAGCUCUUGGACGCCAUCAUCCCGACGUUCGCACCAGGGUGCCGGAGGCUGACACCUGGGAAAGGCUAUCUCGAAGCGCUGAUGGAGGACAAUGUCGACGUGACCAACGAGACGAUCGUCGAGAUCACCGAGACGAGCGUCAAGCUAGCAAGCGGACGCAUGGUUGAGGUGGACGCCUUGGCCUGCGCCACCGGCUUCAAGACGUCCGCGCCACCCAACUUCGAGGUCGUCGGUAAGAACGGGCUGACCCUUGCGCAGAGGUGGGAUCCCCAUCCCGAGAGCUACAUGAGCCUGAUGGUGGAUGGUUUCCCCAACUACCUGAUGAUGUUUGGGCCCAACAGCGCCAUUGGAUUUGGCAGCCUGACCAAGAUCCUGGAGAAUGAGUGCGAUUACUGUGUCAAGAUCCUUCGAAAGAUGCAGAAGGAGGACUACGCUACCAUCGAGCCCAGGCCGGAGCGGGUCAGGGACUUUCAGCAGUACAUUGGCGCCUACUUUGCCAAGACGGUGUAUAUGGACACGUGCAAAUCUUGGUAUCGGAGCGAGGGAGGCCAGGGCAACUGGAUCAUUGGUCUCUGGCCUGGCAGUACACUGCACGCCCUGGAAGCGCUAAGGUCGCCUCGCUGGGAGGACUUCAUCUUUGAGAGCUCCGACCCAACAGGAAACAGCCUGCGGUGGUUGGGCAAUGGCUGGAGCGUGACACAGACGGAUGGCGAUCCAUCAUGGUACAUCAACCCCGACGAGGUGGACUGGCCCAAGGACGGUAAACCAGAGGACAACCCACGCUACAAGGCUCGGCCCUGGUCAUAUUAG
Messenger RNA from Cryphonectria parasitica EP155, 1758 nucleotides. Its product is annotated as FAD/NAD(P)-binding domain-containing protein. The record is from RefSeq and is a predicted model, not a curated record. The transcript is spliced from 8 exons. Gene Ontology annotation, molecular function: NADP binding; flavin adenine dinucleotide binding; N,N-dimethylaniline monooxygenase activity. Bases 1 to 1758 code for a protein of 585 amino acids. Lineage: Eukaryota; Fungi; Ascomycota; Sordariomycetes; Diaporthales; Cryphonectriaceae.